Messenger RNA from Fusarium odoratissimum NRRL 54006, 2869 nucleotides. RefSeq lists its product as uncharacterized. The record is from RefSeq and is a predicted model, not a curated record. Gene Ontology annotation, biological process: 3'-UTR-mediated mRNA stabilization. The coding region runs from base 673 to 1791 and encodes 372 amino acids. The transcript is spliced from 4 exons. Gene Ontology annotation, molecular function: mRNA 3'-UTR AU-rich region binding. NCBI's taxonomy places the organism in Eukaryota, Fungi, Ascomycota, Sordariomycetes, Hypocreales, Nectriaceae. Gene Ontology annotation, cellular component: nucleus; cytoplasm.
UCCUUCUGUGUGGUCAGUGGUCGGUCGCUCGUGGUUUUUAGCUGUCUUAGGUUGGUUCUGGCCCUGGCCAUCCAAUUGCUUUACCUUACAAUAGGUGCAAUACCUUAGCCUAGGUGCCUUGGGUUAGUAGCUAGCCCAUGAUUUCCAUCUCUUUUUCCUCUUCUUCGAUCCUUCACCCUACUUACAUCUCUCUCACCUCACCUUUUCCUCGCCUUCACCACCUCUCUUCUUCCUUUCCCUCCCCUCCAGCUUUCUCACCUUCCUCCCGCUCUCCUCACAUUUCCCUCUUUCUACCGUCGACUCUGCUUCGUCUACGGUACAUUACAUCAGCUGUUGACGCACGCCUCCCACGCAUCGUUCUGUAAGGUAGCCCACCCGCCCGCCGCCGCCGCCGCCGCCGCCGCUUUCACAACCAGAGUGCUUGCGACCCUUGACCCCGCUAUCCCGCUUCGCGUACACGACUGCAAGAAAAAAACACACUGCACCACCUCCCCAUCUUCCUACCCCCGCCUUCUCCAGCACACUUGGACGUCUUCGCAGUUUCCACAGCGUUGACGAUAAGAUCCGAUCAGACAUAUCCUACCUUCGUCUGUUCGUUCUCCUCCAAACGAUCCGCUUCCAACUCGAAUCACGACUUCUUCUCCACGUGUACCCCGACCUAACUACUGCAAAAUGUCGGCACCUCAGGAUUCUAUUCCCGGCAACGGAAGCGACAUCCUCGAUCAGAUGGAUCAGCUUAGAAUGGAUGACCGCCUUGGCCCUGAUGGCGAACCCGCCCCUAAGACGGACGAGGAGUAUGCCCAGGCCCAGCUCACCCUUCGUGCGAUUGUCUCUUCCAAGGAAGCCGGUGUCAUUAUUGGCAAGGGCGGCAAGAACGUUGCCGAUCUUAGAGACGAGACUGGCGUCAAGGCCGGCGUCAGCAAAGUUGUGCAGGGUGUUCAUGACCGUGUUCUGACCAUCACCGGCGGUUGCGACGCUAUUUCUCGAGCCUACGCGAUUGUCGCUCGCGCUCUGCUCGAAGGUGCCCCCGCUAUGGGCAUGGGAGGUGUAGUUCAAAGCAACGGUACCCAUCCAAUUAAGCUCCUCAUCUCACACAACCAGAUGGGAACCAUCAUUGGAAGACAAGGUCUUAAGAUCAAGCACAUCCAGGAUGCUUCUGGAGUCCGUAUGGUUGCCCAGAAGGAGAUGCUCCCUCAAUCCACUGAGAGAAUAGUCGAGGUUCAGGGUACUCCCGAGGGUAUUCAGCGCGCUAUCUGGGAAAUUUGCAAGUGCUUGGUUGAUGAUUGGCAACGAGGCACUGGCACCGUCCUCUACAACCCUGUUGUCCGUACUCAGCCAUCCGGCAGCGGAAACGCCAGCGGUGGUGCAGGAUUCAGCCAAGGGUCCGGUAGAAGCGAUUAUGGUGGUAGCCCUCGUGUCAUGCGAACAGGCAACGGCGCCGAUUUCAGCAACGGUAACUCAAGGCCGUACAACCGCCGGUCCGACUCUGACGCAGCCCUUCGAGGCCCGCCAACACACGAUGAGAAUGGUGAGGAGAUCCAGACUCAAAACAUCAGCAUACCCGCGGACAUGGUUGGCUGCAUCAUUGGUCGUGCUGGUAGCAAGAUUAGCGAGAUCCGAAAGACAUCUGGCGCCCGUAUCUCUAUUGCCAAGGCACCUCACGACGAGACUGGUGAGCGCAUGUUUACCAUCAUGGGCACCGCCAAGGCCAACGAAUCGGCGCUAUUCCUUCUGUACGAGAAUUUGGAGGCGGAGAAGAUGCGCCGAAGUCAGCUCCAGGAGCCCGAGUAGGCGACUAAUGUUUUUUUAAACCUCUUUGAGUUUUGCUUUUCUCGUGUUCCUUGCGACUUGCAGAGGUCAGUUCUGGCAAGGUGAGCUGGGACACGUCCAGAUCUGACUUGCCGCGAGGCUUGUAUUUUCAUUUUCGGACGAUACCAGACGACAGCGUCACGAGCGACCAAUCCACUUGUCCAACCAUUUGGCCCCUUCCACCCAAAAACGAAACCUUUUAUCAUCAGUCAUCGUCAUCAAAUUCGUUUUCCUUUCAUGAUUCUUCCCCCUCUCGUUACCAUUGGUACGCUACAGCACCACAGUCAGGGGUCAACUUGGGUUGAUCUCGGCUCACACCUUGGUUGUCACCUGGUUCCCUCCUCUGAAUCAAUCACCCUCUUUGUGGCGCGAUACAUCGCUAUUCAAACUCUGUAGCAUAUCCAUAUGUACCAGUUUUGCUCAACCGACUUCUUGGCGAAAAGUAAUCUGCCUUCUUUGGAGGAAACGGUUUCGUGGUUCGGUGCAGCAACGCAUGGCACAGUUUUCUUUUUACGACUGUUAAACCACGUCGGGACAGCCCGACAUGGCUAUGGCUUAAUGACACAAAUUACCUCCGAAGAGCGGUUAACGAUAGGGAUAGCGCAACACUCCAGGGACCGAGAAGGGCACAUCACGGUUCCUCAAAACAAUCUCUGCCCACGCUUCGCGUCACCUUCCCCGUCUCUUUCACCUCGCACAACUGUUUCUAUCUCUUACAUCCUCGGAUCCCGACAUCGUCACGCGACCCGCGACUCCCGUCUUAUCGCUCACAUAAUUCCCAUCACUCAUCGCUCUCACACACCCCCGUGACAUCAAUUAUACUGGCUCACCCAUUGUGUAUUCUGCUCCUUGCUGGCCUGUUUCCACGACAAGGUGACUCUUUAUUCCAUGUGGGAUUUCAGAAAAGGCAUUCUUAGGUGGAACGGACUUAGCUCGGAUUCAAGAGCCAUCAAAUAAAAUCGAAAUUAUGAGCAAAGCCCGUUACUUGUCAAGUAAAUUGAAGUGAAGUCGUAUGAUUGUGGUGUUAGAUGGUAGAAUGUAUGGCUUUGCAAGUGUGGCU